UUAAAACCUCAUGUAUUUAAAACCUAAGCCACAGUUUUUUGGGAUAUGCCAGGCACUACUCACCGCUGCCUGCAACCCAAAGUAUGUCAAUAUCCUGCCUCUUCUUUUCCUCCCUCCUUAGAAGCCAACCAUAGGAACCAAUACCCAGGCAGUCUUCUGUCUUCUCUCGCCAUGCUUUUAUCUGCAGGGAGGAAGAGAUCCUCCCCUGGGUGUAACUGCGUGCUGUGAAGAAUAGGACUUACAGCUGCCUCCAACAAUGGCCAGUGCCUCCAUUCUCUAGCUGCCACCCAGUGAAUUGGUAUAAAAGAGUCCACUGAGCGGAGUACAGAGUAAACUCAUCUGGUUCCUGUUGCUGACCUGACUGCUUUACAAGCCCUUUGAACAGCAUCCUUUGCAACAAGACAAAAAAUAAACUUCUGCUUAUAUAGUCAUGGGCUCUUUCCACCGAAGCAACAGAGCUGAGAGCCAUUUCCAAGCUCGAGAAGAACACGAACUGGACACUCUGGGGAAGAACGCAUGGGACAAUCCUGUGUAUAAUGGCUCACCUUCCUCUUCACUGAAAAUCAGAACUAUCUACAACCCCAAAUCAAUCCUAGAAAACCCCUAUGAGAAUAUUGAGAAACUGACUGACUCUCCAGCCUACCAAAAAGAAAACAAGCCAACUGAGGAAGUGAAGAAGAAGGAGAAGAAGCCUUUCCCUGGAAUCUGUUUCUUUAUCUUCAAAGGCAUUCGAGGACUUUGGGGCACAACUCUGACUGAAAACACUGCCGAAGACCGAGAACUUUAUGUAAAGACCACACUGCGUGAACUGUUGGUUUAUAUUGUAUUCUUAGUGGAUAUCUGUUUGUUGACUUAUGGAAUGACAAGUUCAAAUGCCUAUUACUACACCAAAGUGAUGUCUGACCUUUUCUUGCAAAGUUCUUCAGAUACUAGUGGAUCCUUCGAGUCCAUUGGAAGCAUGGCUGACUUUUGGGGAUAUGCACAAGGCCCGUUGUUGGACAGCCUGUAUUGGGCCAAAUGGUAUAACAAUAAAUCCCUGGGCCAGAACACUCAAUCCUAUAUCUACUAUGAGAACUUGCUGCUUGGUGUGCCACGAAUGCGCCAACUGAAGGUCCAGAACAAUUCAUGUGUGGUGCAUGAUGAUUUUAAGGAAGACAUCUCUGGCUGUUACGAUGUAUACAGUGAGGAAAAAGAAGAUAGAUCUCCCUUUGGACUCUUAAAUGGAACAGCGUGGCAGUAUCACACAGAGGAAGAACUUGACGGUUCCUCUCAUUGGGGAAAACUAACAACUUACAGUGGAGGAGGCUAUUACAUUGAUCUAAAAAUGUCCCGGGAGGAAAGUGCUGAAAGUCUUCAAGUGUUGAAAGAAAACCUAUGGCUGGAUCGGGGAACCCGUGCAGUCUUUGUGGAUUUCUCUGUGUACAAUGCCAACAUCAAUCUUUUCUGUGUUCUCAGGUUGCUGGUUGAAUUCCCAGCCACGGGUGGUGCCAUUCCCUCCUGGCAGAUCCGAACAGUAAAGCUCCUCCGGUAUGUCAGCACUUGGGAUUUCUUCGUUGUUUCUUGUGAGAUAGUCUUCUGUGUCUUCAUCUUUUAUUACGUUGUGGAAGAGAUGUUGGAGCUACACAUUCACAGGCUUCAGUACUUCACCAGUAUCUGGAAUAUCCUGGAUAUAGUCGUCAUAUUGCUUUCUAUUGUAGCUAUUGGAUUCCACAUCUUUCGCACCAUUGAAGUCAAUAGGUUGAUGGGGCAGCUGUUGAAAAACCCCAGCAUCUAUGCAGAUUUUGAGUUCUUGGCUUUCUGGCAAACCCAGUACAACAAUAUGAAUGCUGUGAACUUAUUCUUUGCCUGGAUCAAGAUUUUUAAAUACAUUAGCUUUAACAAAACGAUGACACAACUCUCCUCUACAUUAGCCCGUUGUGCCAAAGACAUUCUGGGAUUUGCCAUCAUGUUCUUCAUUGUCUUCUUUGCAUAUGCACAAUUGGGAUAUCUUCUUUUUGGGACUCAAGUGGAAAACUUCAGCACGUUUGUUAAAUGCAUCUUCACCCAGUUUCGAAUCAUUCUUGGCGAUUUUGACUACAAUGCGAUUGACAAUGCGAACAGGAUCUUGGGGCCUAUUUACUUUGUCACCUAUGUCUUCUUUGUCUUCUUUGUGCUAUUGAACAUGUUCCUAGCUAUCAUCAAUGACACCUAUUCUGAAGUCAAAGAGGAACUUUCAAACCAGAAAAAUGAACUGCAGUUGUCAGAUAUCUUGAAACAGGGCUAUAACAGAACACUGAUGAAGCUGAAGCUGAACAAGGACCGUAUUUCUGAUGUGCAGAAAGCUUUGCAGAAAGGGACCAAGGAGCUAGAAUUUGAAGAUUUCAAAAACAGUUUGAGAAAGCUUGGUCAUGCAGAGCAUGAAAUCACAGCAGCCUUUGCAAAGUUUGAUAAAGACGGUAACCAAAUUCUUGAUGAAGAGGAGCAGAAGAGGAUGCGGAAUGAUUUGGAGGAGAAAAGGGUUGCUCUGAAUGAAGAAAUAGAGAACCUGGGGAAAUCCUUUGGGGACAAUGGCUUCAACGACCCCCUUGCCUUUGCAGACGCAAAGAACAAUCAAGCAAAUAAGUCUAGCUCGGCAUCUGAAGAAGAAUUCCAAAGACUUUUACAGCGGGUACUGCACUUGGAGCAUUCCAUUGGUGGCCUCAUAUCAAAAACGGAAGCCUUGGUUCUUAAACUAGAGGGCACAGACAAAAGCAAAGUUGAACAUCUCAACGAAAAAAGUCUGAUCCCUCAGAAAACUGCAAAGAUCAACAAGAAAGAAGAUGGAUUGGAGGCGUUUUUACAGGAGAAGAACAUCACUAUGAAUUCUUUGAGUGCUAGUAGCAAUGCUGUCUACCCCAUCCUGUCCAAGACGGAGCUCGCGGGAUCUCAGUUGCCCAAGACUGUUCAGCUACAAUCUAAUAUGAACAUCUAGUACAUGCUGCAAAUCCCAAUGCUUACUAUCCUCCCUGCUAUUUCAUGACUUGUAGUCUGGCCUGGACUUUAACUAUACUUUUAUAUCAAAAGUUAGGAAUUUCCCCAUCUUUGUUUACCGAAAGCAGAUACAGAUGCUAAUAUACAUGCACAUAUAAACAGCAUAAUUUUCAAGUCACAACCCACAUUUUUCAAAAUCCAAUUGUCACAGGGACAGAAAGUGAGGUGAAAUCUUCUGAACAGGGGUACCAGCAGCAAAACAAACAGGGCAUGGGUGUUAACCUUUACCUCUGUUAGCCAAAACUUUAAAUAAAAUUGGCUGGAGUUACACUUAAAAAUGUACCUGUUCCAACUUUGAACCCAUUGCUCGGAGUCCUAGUGCCCUGGAGACUAGGACUCAGAGCAGUGGGUUCAAAUUACAGGAAAGGAGAUUUCACUUGAACAUUAGGAAGAACUUGCUGACCAUAAAAGACGUUCAACAGUUGAACUCACUGCCUUGAACUGUGAUGGAGCUUCCUCCUUUGGUGGCUUUUAAAUAGAGGCUGGAUGGCCAUCUGUUGAGGGUGCUUUGAUUGUACUUUUCCUGCAUGGCAGGGGUUUGGAACAGAUGCCCCUCAUAGUCUCUUCCAGAUCUAUGAUUCUUUUGUCCAAAUUUAACUCAAGAACAAACCUACAGAACCUGUCUUGUUUGUAACCUGGGGACUGCCUGUGUUCUUGGCAGAUAUCAGGAUUGUUGAAAUCCCCAUCACCACUACAUCCCUCCUUUCUGAAUGUAUGGCAUCAUCCAAGUCCUCAGUCUGACUUGGAGAUCUCUAGCAGAUCUCCCACAAUAAUGUCCCCGUUACUUAUCUCCCCCUUUUUACCCAGAAACUCUCAACCUGGCUUCUAGGAUCCCCCACAAGUAUAAAUAUCCUUCACAUACAAUGUUACUCCUCAUAAGAAAUAGGUUAUACCACCCUACAUUCCAAUCAUGACACCUCCUAUCAAGUUCAGUGAUGUCAAUUAUAUUUGCUUUAAGAUUGUCAUUCCCCUUGUUCGUUCCUCUGCCUUUUAAAAAAUAAAAUAGUCUCAAAGGCACAACACAAAAAUCUGGACAGUCUAUGCCUAUCAGAAUUAGUUUCCCAAUAGAUGUCAGGGUAAUUGAAUUCCUCCGUACCUAUUAAUUCUUGUAUUUUUUUGAGAUUUAUUUUUUAAAAGCAUUUUCUGCCCUCUUCUUGGCUUGGUUGCCUGUAGCAGACCUGUCACAAAUCUACUUCUUUCAUUGUCUGUGUUUACCUACCUGUAAAUGCUUUUGACUGGUCUAUUCUGAUCAUUCUCAUGGAUUUAAUUACAUCGUUGUUGUUUUUGGGGUGUUUAUUUUUUUUUUACUUCUUUCCCAGUGAAGUCUAAAGUCAUAUGCAGAACAUAAGUCAUUGCACCCAAGAGCUGGAUUCACUGCUAUCACCUGUCAUAUCACUUGUCUGUGUCCUUCCAACACCCUGUAGAGGCCAUAACCUAAAGUCUAUUCUCUGUUUCCCUAAUUGGCUUUUAAAUAGUGAAUACUGUGGUUCCUACAUAAGGAGAAAGGUGGGAUAGAAAUCAAAUAAGUACUUUGAGCACUUUGAUGAUAUCUGUAGAUCUGGUGCCUGCUCCAAUUCAAUGAAGGUUCACUGAGGAACAUCUUGGGCAUGAAUUCUCAUGCAUAUACAUCUGAAACAUGUUUGGGUAAUAGUUUAGAAGAGUUAAUCUGCUAAAUCAUAUCUUUGCAGUGGUUGCUAUCACACAAUGUUUAAUUGUUGUCUCUUUAGGUCGGUGUACCACUAAUGUUGAGAGCUUCAUUCUCUGUGGCUGUUGUUAUGCAGUGUGACCAUCUGCUAUCUGUAUUCCUAUAAGAAUAUUAUACCUCUAAUUAUAAGGCAUAAUGUAACUUGAAAGAAGUAAAGUAUUUUUCAAUGAAGAGUA
This is a messenger RNA of Anolis carolinensis (green anole), 4890 nucleotides long. RefSeq names its product polycystin 2 like 1, transient receptor potential cation channel (gene pkd2l1). Gene Ontology annotation, molecular function: muscle alpha-actinin binding; calcium-activated potassium channel activity; sodium channel activity. Gene Ontology annotation, biological process: potassium ion transmembrane transport; detection of mechanical stimulus. The coding region runs from base 431 to 2950 and encodes 839 amino acids. Gene Ontology annotation, cellular component: membrane. Lineage: Eukaryota; Metazoa; Chordata; Lepidosauria; Squamata; Anolidae. The transcript is spliced from 15 exons. The record is from RefSeq and is a predicted model, not a curated record.